Saccoglossus kowalevskii is the source of this 1943-nucleotide messenger RNA. RefSeq names its product ubiquitin carboxyl-terminal hydrolase 14-like. The record is from RefSeq and is a predicted model, not a curated record. Lineage: Eukaryota; Metazoa; Hemichordata; Enteropneusta; Harrimaniidae. Gene Ontology annotation, molecular function: cysteine-type deubiquitinase activity; proteasome binding; protein binding. Gene Ontology annotation, biological process: proteasome-mediated ubiquitin-dependent protein catabolic process; protein deubiquitination; regulation of proteasomal protein catabolic process.
CUUCCGGUUGUAGUCUGAAUUUAAAAGUUGUCCGGUUUCAGGAAAUCAAACGAAAUGCCGGUUUACAAAGUUAACAUAAAAUGGGGCAAAGAGAAAUUUGAGGGCAUUGAAUUAAGUACUGAUGAACCACCAAUGGUAUUCAAAGCGCAGUUAUUUGCUUUGUCUGGUGUACAGCCUGAUAGGCAGAAGGUGAUGAUGAAAGGAGCGGUGCUCAAAGACGAUACAUGGGACAGAUUUAAACUUAAAGAAGGGAGUACUUUACUAAUGAUGGGUACUGUUGCUGCUUUGCCUCAAGAACCUGUCAAGAAGACUUUGUUCAUGGAAGACAUGUCUGAAGAGCAGCUAGCAACUGCACUUGAGUUGCCUGCUGGUUUAACCAAUCUUGGUAAUACAUGUUAUAUGAAUGCGACUGUACAAUGCUUGAAAUCUGUGCCUGAAUUAAGAAAUGCAUUGCAGAAAUUCAAAGGUGGUAUGACUGAAGGUGGUGCCAUGUUACCAGCACAGUCUAUAACAGCUGCAUUACGAGAACUCUACACUGCUAUGAAUACAAGCUCAUCUACAAUUCCACCUAUUGUCCUCCUACAAGUACUGCACAUGGCUUUCCCUCAGUUUGCCGAGAAAUCAGAACAUGGUAGUUACCAACAACAGGAUGCAAAUGAGUGUUGGACACAGAUUGUUAGAUUGUUGCAACAAAAACUGCCUGGUGAAGGAAUGGCGGAAUCAAAUGAAGCAGCGCCUGAUAAAAGUUUUAUAGAUCAAUAUUUUGGUAUUGAAAUGCAGAGUGUAAUGAAAUGUAUAGAAGCAACUGAGGAAGAAGAGACCAAAUCAUCAGAAACUUUAUAUCAACUUAGUUGUUUUAUAUCACAAGAUGUCAAGUACAUGCAGACAGGAUUAGCCUCACGUAUGAAAGAACAUAUAGAGAAGCAUUCACCAACCUUAGAUAGAAAUGCACAGUAUCAGAAAGAGUCUAAAAUUAAACGUCUACCAGCAUAUCUAACAAUACAGUUUGUAAGGUUUUUUUACAAAGAGAAGGAAGGAGUCAAUGCUAAAAUAUUAAAGGAUGUUAAAUUUUCUACAAGUUUAGAUAUGUAUGACCUUUGUACGCCAGAAUUACAACAAAAAUUAGUUCCAAUGAGAGACAAGUUUAAAGAAGAUGAAGAUAAGAAGGUGGAGGAAGCACAGAAGGCUAAAGAAAUCCUUGGUAAGCAAAAAGAUAAGGACACAGUCGCACCAAUACCCAUGGAGGUUGAUAAGAAUAAAAAAACAAGACUAGAACCAUUCUCAUUUGAAGAUGAUAUUGGUUCCAGUAACAGUGGAUAUUAUGAAUUACAAGCUGUGUUAACACAUCAAGGCAGAUCAAGCUCAUCUGGUCACUAUGUUGCAUGGGUUAAAAAGAGCGGAGAUGACUGGGUGAAAUGUGAUGAUGAUAGAAUCUCCAUGGUAACAGCCGAGGAUGUCCUUAGGUUAUCAGGCGGUGGUGAUUGGCACUGUGCUUAUGUGUUGAUCUAUGGUCCAAGAAGACUUGAAGUAGAACUGGAAGACUAAGGAGGGUCUCAACAUAACAGCUGUUGCUUAGCAACGUUUGACUUGUUUAUAUGCUGUAAAUUUUCCACUCAGUAUGAAUGAGAAAAAUCAUUGAUCUUGUCAAAAAUCACUGUUGCUAGUUCAGAAAUGUUCUUCCAUUUUCAAUCACAUCUAUAUGUCUAUACAAAGCUAUAAAUAGCAUGUCUUAAAGUGAGCCCUCUAGAGUUCUUAUGUGGAUAUCCAUUGAAUACACCACUAUAAAACCAUUAUUCACUGGUUUUUAAUUUUACUGAUUACUGAAAUGCAUUAUGGGACUAGUUAUCUUGAAUGUAACUGUUUGAUUUGUUCACUGACGCGAGUAUUAGGUUCUGUGAAUUUACUAUUUGCAUGAAAGUGAAAUAAAGUGAAAUAAAAUUCUA